CAAAAUGCAAUAUAUACUCGUAUAUAAGACAACGCCUAGUUUAGUACUCCAAUAAUUAAACUUAAUUUUACGAAUUUUUAUACAAAAUCUAAUUUUUAUACAAUGCAACAAGUAGAGGAGCAAGCCAACAUUCCACGACCACCAGGAAGAGAUGUCGAAGGUGGUGGCGCAGGAGCAAUGACGCCGGAGGGAAAGGAAAGGAAGGUGGCCGCCCCCGGAGAUUCUAUGAAGAAAUGGGUGUUUAUUUGUAGGUCAUGUGCUUUGGUUGCUGCUUUCCUCUCUUUCAUUCUUAUGGUUUUUGUUAGUGACUUCACUCAAGCUGAGGGGUUCAGUUAUUUGUUCAGCAUGGCAGUUCUUACGACAGUUUAUAUGGCCGUGCAAGUUGGAUUUAAAGGCCAUGAACUUCGCACCAAAAAGGAUGUGAUUUCACCAAAGGUUUCAGUUUGGAUUGACUACUCUGGAGAUCAGUUUCUAGCAUACAUGUUAUUCUCAUCAGCAUCAGUAGGAGCAACAACGUGCAAUUUUAUCAGAAGUGCAGGAUUAGAAGGUCCUGGGUUUGGCGUAGCAGCUGCAUCAGUCAGCAUGUCUUUUUUUGCAUUCUUCUGUCUCGCAUUUACCUCAAUUUUCUCUGCUUAUCGUCUAUUCACAGUAUUAUCAAACUCUUAAAUCAUAGCUAAGCUCAUAUUCAGCUUAAUUGUUUGUGAAGACUCUUUUUUUCUGUGUUUGUAUUGCCUCUCAAUGUCAGCUAUUA
This is a messenger RNA of Amaranthus tricolor (Joseph's coat), 751 nucleotides long. Its product is annotated as CASP-like protein 4B1. The record is from RefSeq and is a predicted model, not a curated record. NCBI's taxonomy places the organism in Eukaryota, Viridiplantae, Streptophyta, Magnoliopsida, Caryophyllales, Amaranthaceae. The transcript is spliced from 3 exons. The coding region runs from base 103 to 666 and encodes 187 amino acids.